AUGACGGUAUGCAUAACUCUUGGGGCAGUAGCCCUGACUCCUCUACUAACAAAGAUAUUGGGAGGGACUUACGUCCCUGUGGAUGCUGCCAAACAGUCAAUCAGCACUACGGCCUCUAUUCUGUCAUCUGUAGGUCGUUGUUCCUCCAAUUUUGUUAGUGUAUUCUCUGAGAAUAUUGUCCGUCUCAAAGCUUCAAUGGUUGCUGUAACAUUGCCGGCUGAUCUGUCUCUAAUGGCUCAUGCUUAG
Molecule: messenger RNA, 246 nt
Organism: Prunus armeniaca (apricot)
Lineage: Eukaryota; Viridiplantae; Streptophyta; Magnoliopsida; Rosales; Rosaceae
Source: the annotation of a GenBank genome assembly